CUCUCUCUCUCUACUUUCUCACUCUCUCUCCAAACUGCUGCCUUUCCUUCCACUUCUGGCUUCACACCCCUUUCUCUCUCAACUCUCAAAUUUCAUGGCGACUGCACCCACCAAGCUCACUUCCGGCGUCCUCUCGGUCCCUUCGCCACCGCACCGCCGGAAACCACCACCGUCUCCGCCAUUGCGAGCGCUGCACCAUUCCGUAGCCGACGCUCGGAAGCCUUCGCUCUCAAUUUCAUCCGCAAUCUCACGCCACAAAAUUGUGUGCAAGGCGACGGAAGUCUCGGUGGCUGAGGAAUCGUCGGCAUCCUCCGGCGGCGGCGAUGACGGGAAGUAUUGGAUUCCGGUGGUGCCGUUGUCGGCGCUUCCGAAGGGAGAGCGGCGCGUGAUUAUUCAAGAUGGGGAGACGAUACUGCUUCUGUGGUACAAAGAUGAGGUUUUCGCAAUUGAGAAUAGGUCUCCUGCUGAAGGAGCUUACACUGAAGGCUUGCUCAAUGCAAAGCUCACCCAGGACGGCUGUAUUGUUUGCCCGUCAACUGAUAGUACAUUUGAUCUCCGGACUGGAGCCAUCAAGGAUUGGUAUCCAAACAAUCCCGUGCUGAGAAUCCUCACACCUGCUUUGAGGAAUCUAUUUGUAUAUCCAGUGAAAACCGAUGAUGAAAAUAUAUUCAUCAGCAUUAGUGGGGGUGUGAAAACCGUUGCCGCAGAGAUUGUCUUUAGCGGAAAGGCUCAACCUGGUAUAACUGCAAGUGAUGUCAAUGUGGAUGAGGUGAGAAUGGUGGUUGAUGAGGAUUCCGAGGGGUUCGGUUUCACAGGGAAGAAUGAACUGAUAAAUGGGAAGGCAGCCAUAAUCGGCUUCCUAUUAUUGUUGGAUUUUGAACUCUUGACCGGUAAAGGUAUCCUCAAGGGAACUGGAUUCUUGGACUUCAUUUACUCUGCAACUGAUGCUUUCAAGUAAGCUUCACCGUUUUGCAGUCGCAGAAAUAUUUCUGACAACAAAUAGAUGACAAGUCCAGAAGAUAUAGUCCGCGGAUUGGAUCCGAUCCGAUCCGUAGACUAACGGAUUGGUGGCGGAUUCAAAAUCUCCCAAUCCGUUGCGAGCGAAUCGGAUUAGAAUUGAUGCCUAAUCCGAUCCGAUCCGAUCCGUGGCCACCUCUAACGUCAUGCAUGAUGUAAUUAGAUUUCAAAUAUUCUUGGUGAAUCAAGUGGAUUCUGUAAGCGUCAACUUGUUUACAAGGACUAGGUACUCCGUGCCUCUCCGAUAAAGCGUUUUCUACACGGUCAUGUCAUACGGGUGAAAAUCACCUCCAGUCACACAGUAUGCCAUUUUCACCAUUUUGAAAUAAGUGAAGGAGAAUUGGCCACAUCAAUUAAAAA
Cornus florida is the source of this 1377-nucleotide messenger RNA. RefSeq lists its product as uncharacterized. Lineage: Eukaryota; Viridiplantae; Streptophyta; Magnoliopsida; Cornales; Cornaceae. The transcript has 4 exons. Gene Ontology annotation, molecular function: 2 iron, 2 sulfur cluster binding; nitrite reductase [NAD(P)H] activity. Bases 95 to 958 code for a protein of 287 amino acids. The record is from RefSeq and is a predicted model, not a curated record.